Messenger RNA from Colias croceus (clouded yellow), 5507 nucleotides. Its product is annotated as indole-3-acetaldehyde oxidase-like. Gene Ontology annotation, molecular function: 2 iron, 2 sulfur cluster binding; iron ion binding; FAD binding. The record is from RefSeq and is a predicted model, not a curated record. NCBI's taxonomy places the organism in Eukaryota, Metazoa, Arthropoda, Insecta, Lepidoptera, Pieridae. Gene Ontology annotation, cellular component: membrane. The transcript has 25 exons. Bases 1 to 5397 code for a protein of 1798 amino acids.
AUGGCGCUGAUCACUUUCAAAAUAAAUGGGAAACAAUAUGAAGCCGAUGGUAGAUACGGUCCAGAAGUAUCUCUAAAUGACUACAUAAGAAGUGUAGUAACACUAAGUGGUACUAAAGCCAUGUGCCAUGAGGGAGGUUGUGGGGCCUGCAUCGUGAGUGUCCAAGCGUCACUACCACCUAGCUAUGAAGUUAAGACGUUUGCUGUUAAUUCGUGUCUUGUUUCCAUUUUAUCGUGUCACGGAUGGGAAAUCACGACGGUGGAAGGAAUAGGAAACAGGAUAAUUGGCUAUCAUGAAAUUCAGAGUAGACUGGCCAAAUUUAACGGUACUCAGUGUGGUUACUGUACUCCUGGUUGGGUUAUGAACUUUUACAGUCUUUACAUGUCUAAAAAUGGAAAGCUAACAGCAGAAGAAAUAGAAAAUUCAUUUUCUAGUAACAUAUGCAGAUGUACUGGAUAUAGACCAAUUGCUGAUGCUUUUAAGAGUUUUGCCACUAAUCCUGGCCAAAAUAUUGAUAAAAAACUUAAAGAUAUUGAAGAUUUAGAUUUAUUCAAUACGUGUGGUGUUAAAUGUAAAGAAAAUUGUCACCAUAAGAAAUGUUACAAUGCUAAUGAUAGUUUCAAAGAUAAUGAUUGGUGUAUUCUUAAUAAAGAUGAUAAUGAAGUCAGAGUAUUACAAUCCCAACAGUAUAAGUGGUCUAAAGUGUAUAGUUUACGACAGGCGUUUAAAGCUAUGAAUGAAUCUGAUAAUUAUAAAUUGAUUGCUGGUAAUACUGGACAAGGUGUUUACCACGUCACAAGUUAUCCAGAUAAUGUGAUCGAUAUAUUCAGUAUUGCUGAACUAAAGGGUCACACACAAGAUGUGAACUUAAUACUCGGAGCAGGAACAACACUUACUGAUAUGGUUGAAAUAUUUCAACAUUUAUCAUCGGAAAAUGAAGACUUUGCGUAUUUAAAAGAAUUUUGCAACCACGUGGAUUUGGUGGCCCACAUUCCUGUAAAAAAUAUUGGAACAAUCGGAGGGAAUUUGUAUCUUAAAUAUUUAAAUAAUGAAUUUCAAUCGGACCUCUUUGUUCUGUUUGAAACGGUUGGUGCUAUGGUAACUAUUGCAGCUAGUGUGAAUGAAAGUAAAAUAAUGAGCUUAGAGGACUUUUUGAAAUAUGACAUGAGGAAAAAAAUAAUUUUAAAUGUUGUUCUACCGCCUCUGCCAAGCUACUGCUGCAUUAAAACUUACAAGAUCAUGCCCAGAUCACAAAAUGCUCAUGCAGCUGUCAAUGCUGGAUUUUUCUUCAAAUUUAAAAAGGACAGUCGAGUUUUAGAAAAUAUAACGAUGGUGUUUGGUGGAAUAUCGUCUCAAUUCACACACGCUAUUCAGACAGAAACUAUUUUAAAAGAAAAAGAUCCAUUCACGGAUGAAGUCCUGCAAAGAGCACUUAAAACUUUAUAUGACGAAAUGAUUGUAGAAACGGCGCCAACGGAACCUUCGCAGACUUAUCGGAAAUUACUAGCUGUUUCUUUGUUUUAUAAAGCAAUCCUUCAUCUAUGUCCUGGUGAUAAAUUAAACCCUAGAUAUAAAUCUGGGGCAGAAGUCAUAAAGAGAAUAAUAUCACAAGGAACCCAAAUGUACGAAACUGAUAAAACUAUUUGGCCUUUAAACCAACCUAUACCAAAACUAGAAGCAUUACUACAAUGUAGUGGUGAAGCAUUAUUUGCAAAUGAUUUACCGAAACAAAAUGACGAAGUAUUUGGUGUAUUUGUAACUGCUGAUGUGCCUGCUGGAAGUAUUAUUAAGAAAUGUGAUGCAAGUGAAGCCUUGAAAUUACUUGGGGUAGUUUCUUUUUAUUCAGCGAAAGAUGUUCCCGGUGAGAACACAUUCACACCUCCAGCUAUUCCAUUAACAGCUGAUAAAGAAGAAAUAUUAUGCUCCAAAACUGUUAAAUAUCAUGGACAACCAGUUGGAAUUAUAGUUGCAAGUAAUCAAAAGCUUGCUACUCGUGCUGCGAAGCUAGUUAAAGUUGAAUACGAAUCAAUUAGUACCAAUAAACCACUUUUGACAAUAGCAGAUGUUCUGAAAUCGCCUGAAAAAGAAAAAAGAGUGAAAACGUUUAAAAUAAUUGAACCUACAGAAACUGGGAAGGAUGUUAAAUGUGUUUUUUAUGGUGAAAUAAAUAUGGGGUCUCAAUAUCAUUAUUAUAUGGAGACUCAGACUUGUGUAACAGUGCCGAAUGAAGAUGGUCUGGAUGUAUAUGCAGGGACGCAGUGGUUGGAUGCGACUAGUAUAGCUGUGGCAAAUUGUUUAAAUGUACCUCUAAAUCGGGUGAACGUAACCGUCAAAAGAGUAGGAGGAGCUUACGGCGGCAAAAUAACAAGAUCGUUACAGGUCGCGUGUGCUGCUGCAAUCGUAUCGCAUUUACUAAAUAAAACGUGCAGAUUCGUUCUGUCUUUGCAAGAUAAUAUGAAGAUUGUUGGAAAACGAGCGCCUACGUACUGUAACUUUGAGGUGGGCGUAAGUAAGCAAGGGGAAAUUCAGUAUUUGAAACUGAAAUACUAUCAAGAUUUGGGCUGUGCAGAAAAUGAAAUUAUAGCUGGUCUUACUUUGGGACAUAUUAUUGGCAAUUGUUAUACCACUAAGCGAUGGACGUUUGAAACUUAUACUGUUCAUACUGAUACGCCUUCCACGACUUGGUGUAGAGCACCAGGAUCAAUGGAAGCUAUUGCAAUAACUGAAUACAUAAUGGAGAAAAUAGCUUACACACUAAAAAAAGAUCCUAUCGAAGUUCGUGUAAUCAACAUGAAAAAAGACGACCCAUUACCAGAAUUAAUAAAUCAAUUGAAAACAGACUCUGACUUCCACAAUAGAGAGUUAAUUGUGCAACAAUUUAAUAAAGAAAACAGAUGGAGGAAGCGUGGCUUAAAAAUAAUGCCAAUGACUUAUGAAUUAUUUUACAUAGGUCCAUACAACGCCUUAGUAUCUAUUUACCAUGCUGAUGGUACAGUUUCUGUUACACAUGGUGCUAUUGAAAUGGGCCAAGGGGUUAAUACUAAAGUAGCUCAAGUGUGUGCUUAUGUACUUGGAAUUGAUCUAGAUAAUAUUUCUAUAAAACCUAGUAAUAGUUUUACUUCCCCUAAUUGCAUGGCGACUGGAGCGAGUGUUGGUAGCGAAUGUGUAGCGUAUGCUACUAUGAAAGCUUGUGAGAUACUUCUAGAAAGAUUAAAACCUAUUAGGGAUGAAUUAGAUAAACCAGAAUGGAAGGAACUAAUACAAAAAGCACAUGCUUCAGGAAUUUACUUACAGGCGUCUUAUAUGUAUUCUACUAAUGAGCCUGUUAAACCUUAUGAUAUUUAUGGUGUAGUAGCGUUAGAAGUAGAAGUUGAUUGCUUGACUGGAAACCAUGAAGUAAAGAGGGUUGAUCUACUUGAAGAUACUGGAAGAAGUUUGAGCCCUGAAAUAGAUGUAGCUCAAAUUGAAGGGGCGUUUGUAAUGGGAUUGGGUUAUUGGACAUCGGAGAAAUUAAUCUAUGACAAGAAUACGGGCGAACUUCUGACGACUCGCACUUGGAAUUAUAAGCCCCCUGGUAUUAAGGAUAUACCAGCUGAUUUUAGGGUAUAUUUUAGAAGAAAUUCAACGAAUUCCUGUGGUGUUUUGCAAUCUAAAGCAACCGGAGAACCAGCCCUUUGCUUAGCUGCAGUGAUCACCCAUGCUUUCCGAGACGCCAUAUCUGCCGCGCGUCUCGAUGCAGGCUAUGAAGAGCAGUGGGUGGAUAUUGAAUAUCCGUGUACCAUUGAAAACCUGUAUAUGGCUGUUGGUCACAAGCUGGAACAUUUUAUCAACAUGCAGCUUCGAAAGCACAUGAAAAUUGCAGCUGGUUGCAUGGGUGCAGCCAUAUUUGGAAUUCUCUUCGGUUGGGUAUUAUUCCCUGUUAUUCUUAAAGGCCAGUUGAAAAAGGAAAUGGCGCUGUCUAAGAAGACUGACGUCCGCAAAAUGUGGGAGACAAUACCUUUCGCCUUGGACUUUAAAGUUUAUCUGUUUAACUAUACGAACCCGGACGAGGUGCAAAAGGGUGGAAUACCUAUCGUUAAGGAGGUUGGACCUUAUUAUUUUGAAGAGUGGAAAGAGAAGGUAGACAUCGAAGAUCAUGAAGACUCAGAUACUAUAACAUAUAAAAAGCGAGACACAUUUUACUUCAAGAAGGAACUUUCUGGACCUGGUCUAACUGGUGAAGAAGAAUUGGUUUUACCCCAUAUGUUCAUGAUUAGCAUGGCAACAGUGGUGUCCCGUGAUAAGCCAGCCAUGUUAAGCAUGUUAGGAAAGGCGUUUAACGGAAUUUUCGAUGGUCCGGAGACCAUUUUCUUGAAAGUAAAAGCAUUGGAUCUUCUAUUUAGAGGUGUGAUUAUAAAUUGUGCUCGCACUGAAUUCGCUCCGAAAGCUGUUUGUACUGCAUUGAAGAAAGAAGCAGCCGAUAGCUUGAUAUUUGAACCGAAUAAUCAAUACAGGUUUUCGUUAUUUGGUAUGCGUAAUGGCACAAUAGACAAACACGUGGUCACAGUCAAGCGAGGUAUUAAAAACGUCAUGGAUGUUGGUAAGGUAGUAGCUAUUGACGGUAAAGCGGAACAAGAAGUGUGGAGAGAUUCUUGCAACGAGUUCCAGGGGACUGAUGGGACAGUAUUCCCGCCUUUUCUGACUGAAUUUGAUAGACUGGAAUCAUUUUCUGGAGAUUUGUGUCGAACAUUCAAACCCUGGUACCAGAAAAAGACAUCAUACCGAGGUAUCAAAACCCACAGAUACAUUGCAAACAUAGGAAACCUGGCCAACGAUCCUGAACUUCAAUGCUACUGUAUUUCCCCUGACAAUUGCCCUCCCAAAGGCCUGAUGGACCUCUCUAAAUGUUUAGGAGCACCUAUGUAUGUGUCUCUGCCACAUUACUACGAUAGUGACCCAGAAUUAUUGAAGACUGUUAAAGGAUUGAACCCAGAUGUUGAAGAACAUGAAAUUGUUAUUGACUUUGAACCGAUAACUGGGACACCAAUGGUUGCGAAGCAAAGGGUACAAUUCAACAUAAUACUAUUGCAAACGGAGAAGAUGGAACUCUUUAAGGAUUUACCGAACACCAUGGCGCCUUUGUUUUGGAUUGAAGAGGGUCUCUCCCUCAACAAGACGUUCGUGAACAUGCUAAAACAUCAACUCUUCAUCCCGAAGCGGAUCGUGGGUGUGGUUCGCUGGUUGCUAGUGGCAACCGGCAUCUUGGGUGUGCUGGCUUGCCUCGUGUUCCACUUCAAAGACCACAUAAUGCGCUUCGCGAUAACAACCGAUUCGCCUGCUAAAGUGAAGCCAGAAAAUGGAGAGGUUAAAGAUAAUAAUGGGAGCGUCAUUCAGACACCCACCAAAAUUGAAAUGUAAUAAUUUUCUAAGCUUAUAAAGCUGGAUAAGCUCUCUUUAAUUUGCUCGUUUUGUAACGUUUCAAAUUUUAUAAAAAAAAUACUAAACUUUAAAUUAAUUUUUAAUCUGUA